Molecule: messenger RNA, 1333 nt
Organism: Coregonus clupeaformis (lake whitefish)
Lineage: Eukaryota; Metazoa; Chordata; Actinopteri; Salmoniformes; Salmonidae
Product: adhesion G protein-coupled receptor B3-like
Exons: 2
Coding region: 578-1333 (251 amino acids)
Cellular component (GO): plasma membrane
Molecular function (GO): G protein-coupled receptor activity
Source: RefSeq, a predicted model, not a curated record
UGGGGGUGGGAAAGCGGUAUACCAGACGCAGCAAGAAAACGUCCGUACGUGCUUUAUCUUAGUGGCUGUGACGUGAUAUUGCAGCCCCAGUCCUAAGCAGGGCGAGCGAGCAAAGCGGUUUCUAUCUCUCCUCUAUACUUACUCAGUAUUCAAACAUCCGUCCGCUAAGGAUUUUUGUGGACUACCUGCUGCCUCGUCUCUAUAGGCUAAUAUCUCUGGAGAAAAGAAACGCGGGGCCCCGCCGAUGAUCCAUAGAGAUAUACCUUCACGGUAAUUUUGUAGAUUUUUCUCCCCCCUCAUCAUUCUACUAUUUCUCUAUCGGGCUGUCGCGAGUUGUUUCGCUUCACACUGGGUCCGUUUUGAUGGAAAAAAGCGACGCGGAGGAGAUGAGCCAGACCGGAGUCUAACGCAUUUUUUUGUCCAUUGACUAUCAUCUUGUUGCAUUGGACUUCUAUUGUGGGCUAUGGGAAGUCUCGAUUCGCAAGGAGACAGCACAUUUUGCUCUUCAUAAAGGAUGUGGUCAAGUAUUUUGGAAAAAUAGCCAUAGCUUCCGGAGUGUAAGGCCAAAUGACAUAGGAUGAAGGCUAUUCGUAACCAGUUGAUUUAUAUAUUUUCCACCUAUCUCCUGGUUAUGUUUGGAUUAACUGGUGCACAAGACUACUGGUGUUCCACUUUGGUCAAGGGGGUCAUAUAUGGAUCUUACUCGGUGACUGAGAUGUUUCCCAAGAACUACACGAACUGCACAUGGACGUUGGAGAACCCUGACCCUACCAAAUACAGCAUCUACCUUAAACUAUACAAACGAGACAUGAGCUGCUCCGAGUUCUCUCUGCUUGCUUAUCAAUUCGAUCACUACUCGCAUGAGAAGAUCAAUGAAUUGCUGAAAAACAACGAGUCUAUAGUGUACCUGUGUGAUUCCAAGAAUAUGUAUACAUUUUUGCAGUAUGACAAGAAUUUCGUGCAGCUACGGAGGGUUUUCCCUCACGAUUAUAACGGAUUGCAGAAGACGGACGAAGAGGAGAAGUCUGUGGUGGAAUUCUUGGUCUUGAACAAGGCGAGCCCCAGUCAAUUCGGGUGUCAGGUGCUGUGCACGUGGCUGGAGAACUGCCUGAAAUCGGAGAAAGGAACGGUGGAAUCAUGUGGAAUAGUGUAUUCGAAAUGCACCUGUCCCCAGCACCUAGGCGACAGAGAAUCAGAGAGUAUGCUCGUGCUUAACAACGUGGUUUUGCCUUUAAAUCCCCAAACGGAGGGAUGCCUGACUCCGCAAAUCCGUGCUGGGCAGGUGUGCAACAUCAGUGCGGAGGUCAAACGACCAGCAAAGGAGGGUGAGUAA